UGAGCCACUCCAAGGUUCAAACCGCCGUCAAAAUGGUCCAUACCGAUCGCUGCGGGGCGACGAGAAGAUGAGAAAGGGUUCCACUCCGUCACAUCCGCCGCCGCCGACGCCGCCCCUUCUUCUGGAUCAUGAACACCACCAUUCGAGCCGUCCUAGCUGGUCACCGCGCCUCUUCUUUCUUUCCGAACUCCGUCUCCUUUUUCCAUUCCACCCCCGUCUUGGAGCGCAAGAGGAAGAACCGGCACGCUCGAUUCAAUUACUAUGCAAAACAGAAGAGAAAUAUGGAAUCUAAAAGGAAAUUAGUUUCCAAUCUCUCAAAGUACGCUGACCACCUUACUCAGAGGUGGAGAGCUGAGGAUGAGGAAUCAUUUCAUGAAAUACCCUGGUUUAGAAGACACUUCUGGGCCAGAGAAGCUAGGAAGAAUAGCUUUCGUGAAGCUCACUGGAGAUCUUAUAGGAAUAAGAGGAAUGGAGCAUUUGAAAUUUGUCCAAGUGAUGAUGAUGACAUUGAAACCAUAUUUGGCUUUGCAUUUGGAGGGGCACAGUUCUCUAAUUCGUCAUUUAAUAAUUCUGAACAUUUUCAGCAGAGUUCUUCUGGCAGUACUUGCCAUAACAGCUCUAGGAAUUGGACAUAUGAAACAGAGGAUGAAACUGAUGCUGAUGCUUCCGUUCAACAAAGUUUUGCUGGUGAAAGAUUGGCUCUUGGGUUAAAGGCAACUGGACCUCUAAAGUUAAAAGAAGUUAAAAAUGCAUAUAGAAGUUGUGCUCUAAAAUGGCAUCCAGAUCGACACCAAGGGUCAUCAAAGAUAGCAGCAGAGGAGAAAUUCAAAUGCUGCUCUGCUGCAUACCAAACGCUAUGUGACAAGUUAGCUAUGAGGUAAUGGGAGGGCAGAGAUCAUGAUAACCAUGGCGAUUCCUCAUCCUUGUACUAUUCAACAAUUUUUCUGCAGUAUCAGCCAAAGCAGUUCAGAUGCAGGCGAAGUGAUUCCUCUACAUUUGAUGAAUUAUUUAUGGAACAACAAUAAUAUUUUAGCCAUAGUUUUUGAAUUGUUUGAUCAGUUCCUUGUUUCAUCCAAGAGGGAAAAAAAUAGAAAUCUUUUCUUGAAAGUCCAUUUUCGUGUUUCAAGUGCAGGGGAUCCAUUUUUUCUGAAGAGUCAAACUCAUCAUUCAAUCUAACCAUAUCAAUGAGAUAGAGAUUAACUAUUCUCAUAUGGGUUGAUGAGUCAGUCUGAACCUGUAUUUUCAGAGCAUACUGUCGAUAAAAUAAUUUGGAUCGCUUUACUCCUUUUUAUUCUA
Zingiber officinale is the source of this 1296-nucleotide messenger RNA. RefSeq lists its product as uncharacterized. The transcript is spliced from 6 exons. NCBI's taxonomy places the organism in Eukaryota, Viridiplantae, Streptophyta, Magnoliopsida, Zingiberales, Zingiberaceae. Bases 129 to 881 code for a protein of 250 amino acids. The record is from RefSeq and is a predicted model, not a curated record.